AGUCCAGUGACGCUUCAGGACAGCUGAGCAUCUUGAGUCGCGCAUGCGCCGUGCAAUCACUCAGUAUAAAGAGUGCAGCUCACAAGUAACCACAGAGAUGAAGACUCCUCCAGACAGGUCUGGAAUUAAAUUUGAGGUUGGAGCUCAGCUGGAGGCCCGGGAUCCACACAAGAAAUGGUACCCGGCCACCAUCGAGAGGAUCGACUACGAGAAGGAGCAGGUUCUGAUCCACUACCGACAGUGGAGCCGGCGGCACAACGAAUGGUUUCAGUGGAACUCGCCGUACCUGCGUCCGCUGGAGCGAGUCAGCCUGAGGCGGCAGGGCCUGAGUCCGCUGCAGUCCACACCGAUGUUUGUCACAGGGACAAAGGUUCUGGCCUGUUGGACCGACUGUCGCUUCUACCCGGCUAAGAUUCUGCGGGUCAACAAGGAUGAGUCCUACACUGUGCGAUUCUACGACGGCGUGGUUCGGACCGUGAAGCCCGCCAAGGUCAAGCCUUUCCAGAGAAAGCCGCGGGCGGAGAGAAAUGCUGUGGGAAGCGAGGGAUGGGAGGAAGGAGAAAGCGAGGAAGAUGGCGAGGUAAAAGGCAAAGGAUCAGGAGAGGAAGAGCAGACUAAAGGAGAUGAGGGGGCUCAGGAGAAAAUGGAAUUCGAGGGGACAGACGAAGCUGAAGGGGGAAAACGGGAGCAGGACACCCCUCCCCCAUACUCUGAUCCACCUCCAAAGAAAAAACCGGACGAUGGCAGAGGCAGCGACGUUAAGGCUGAGUUGAUCACAGCUGACUCCAACCCGUCAGAUCCUCCUAACCCCGCCCACAUCAACCCAGAUGUCCUGUUGGAGCGUCAGGCUCACUUACCCACCACACACAAGUUCAGCAGAGAGCCCCUGUACCGGGUCAUUAAGAACCAGCCCCCGCCGAUCCUCUCUAUUGAGCUGGACCACAACCCCUUCAAGUGUCCGUCUGCCGGCUGCUCCAAGUCGUUCCGGAAGGCGAGUCUUCUGCACUACCACAUCAAGUAUUACCACUCUGACCAGCAGCUGGACGGAGGCAGCGGCGCUCCAGAGGCGGCGAGGAGGAAGCGCUCCUCUUCUGAGGGGGGCGACUUUGUGUCCAGCAGGAGAAUGGAGAACCAGAGCAGUAGCUGUUAUCGGGAUGAUACAGAGCAAAGCAUCUUGGGAAACGAGAUGAAGAAGGAGAAAACAGGAGGACAGGACCGGAAGGAGAGGAAGCACUUCCUAAAAGUAAAACUAAGAAAGAAAAAGAAGAAGAAGAAGAGGAAGAGCCUGCCUGGAUACGGCAGCAGUGAUGAUGACUGCACAGACAGGCCUCCCAUCACUCUGAAGCUGUCUCACACUCUGGUGGACGAAGGCAGCGACUGGUCGACCCUGACGGCGGAGAGCGGGGAGGACACGCCCUUUUGGCCGGCUUCCAUGGAAACAGAUGACUGUGAGGUGGUGAGAUGUGUGUGUGAGGUGGAUGAAGAAAACGACUUCAUGAUUCAGUGUGAGUCGUGUCUCUGCUGGCAGCACGGCACCUGCAUGGGUUUAUAUGAAGACAAUGUUCCUCACAACUACAUCUGCUACUACUGCAGGCAGACUGCAGGUUGGAGGCGGGCUCAGCAUUUCCUCUCUGAAACUGACUGGCUGAUCUCAGGUCAUAUGUUUGGCCUCUCAUGUGUAAAGGAGAACUACGCCCAGAUCAACGGCUCCAAGAUUUCCCACACCCGCCAUCUGCUGGCGCACACGUAUCAGAUCAGUCAGGUCCUCAGUGGGCUGCAGCUGAAGAUCAGCCUGCUACACUCCCCGUCCCAGGCCGACCUGCAGCUGUGGAGGUUGCCGUGGAGACAGGAAGAGGUGGAACGACACAUGUCCAGCCCCAAAGGUCAACCUCCUGUGUGUUACGUCAGCAGCGAGCACUGCUACCAGAAACCUGGAGCAUCAUGGGAAAAAGCAGAAGAGCAGAAUGAGGAAAGACGAACAACAUCAGUCAAGGAGGAGGCUGACACUGACGAGAAGGAAACGAACCCCGAAGAUGUCGCCCAGCAGUUGUGUGACACCACGACACACUCAUAUGUGAACAACAACCUCAGCAUCAAACAGGAGGCCCUCCCACAUGUGGAGAUCGGACCCCCCACACACUCUGCCUCUGUGAGCGAGUGCCAGCUGAACCUGCUGGACCACGUCGAGUUCCUUCACCAGCAGAUCAGCUCCAGGAUGGACCUGAUAGAGCGAGAGCUGGAUGUGUUAGAGUCGUGGUUGGACCACUCAGGCGAGCUGGAGCCUCCGGACCCGUUGUCCCGCCUCCCGCAGCUCAAACUGAGAAUCAAGCAGCUGCUGAGCGACCUGUGUGUGGUGAGGCACCUGUCGGUGUGUCACUGACUCCCUCUGACCCGCAGUGUCACGCCGUGUCACGCCGUGUCACGCCGUGCCCGUGCGUGCGUGAGUAGGGGAUGUAAAAAUGGAUUUAAAAAUAAAGACAUUCAAUAAAACGUUCUCACUGCACGAGAGCGCCCUCUGGAGACGAGGGCAAACACAACACGGAGAGGAGGAGAAUGUUUUUUAGAGUUUGAAACGUUCCGGCAGCAGAGUGGAGACGGGUUGGAUCCUUUGCCGUGUCUGGUUUUUGAUACCUGGGCUACCGCAGGAUGAGUUUUAUCAUCAGCUGAGAGCUCAGAGCGCUAAACGCUGUUCUGUGUUAGUUUAUGUCAACAGAUUGUAGCAUUUGACAGACGCACACAACAGACAGCAGGAAGAGGGAUAAUUUUAUAAUUUUGUUAUUUCUCAACCACAUUUUUUUAAAUAAUUGCACUAAUAUUAGUAAUACUGCUUAAUAUACUCUGUUUUGUAAUUAACAAAAUAAACUUUUUGAGAGUUUUAAGGUUUGCUGAAAUAGACAUGAUGACUCACACUGAGCUUCUCUGUCUUCAUGCUCACCACCAUGCUGAGUUUCCUUCAUCAUUUCAUUCAUUUAUUAUCAGAGACAAUGUCCAAGCAGCCACAAAUCCUAGUGACUAAAGGAUGGACAGACUCCAUGUCUGAAAACUGACGCCAACGUGAGGAGAGAUUCAGAAAACGGUCUUAACCGGUGGAGUUUCAUAGUGCAUUUAUCCACUUACGUUCUGUGGACUGACGCUGGAUUUGAUGGCUUGAGUUUUUAUUUGAAGAUGAUGGCUUUAGCCAGUUAUAUACUGUGUAGGAUUCAUAUUUAUUAGCUUUUAAGUCAUGUUGCUUUUAGAAAUGUCUUCUUUUGUGUUUUUCUCAUCUUUGUUUCUUCCAUCAGUCCUUUUCUCAGCGUUUGGAUGUUACUCAGUGACUAUGCCGUCUCCAACCGCUAAAUUCAGCUGGAUUCAGAUUAAGUUUUGGACUUUUGCAGGUGUGCUGCUUGCCAAAAUCCACAAGGAUCUAGUCCUGGUUGUUAAAGUCCAAGCAGCUUUCACUUUUGUUUUUCUUUCUUUCUUUCCUGUCUGAGGACGUAACAUUUCUUCAAAGCUGUGGUUUGUUUGGAACUAUUGUUUGAAUCUAUGUUGGAGUUUCACUUUCAAACAAAGUCUCCUUUAUUCCAAUUUUCCUGAAACAUGUAUAAAUAUCUAUGUACACAUUUAAUUUUCUUUAGGCCCAGUCAGGUCAUAGUUAAAGGACUGUUGCGUCUCCUGACCAGUAGCACAGUUCAGUCCAGUUCCGUUACUGUUCGGAUCCAGAAAGCCACAGUUACGCAAUCACAAGAGGGACAAACCAUUUAUAGGACACGCUUCAGUUUCUAUCUUUUUUUCCCCCUUGAAACUCUGAUUUAAGUUUCAUUUUCUUGGCUUUAAUAAAGUUGUAAAAUACCGUAC
This is a messenger RNA of Oryzias latipes (Japanese medaka), 3834 nucleotides long. RefSeq names its product PHD finger protein 20. The record is from RefSeq and is a predicted model, not a curated record. NCBI's taxonomy places the organism in Eukaryota, Metazoa, Chordata, Actinopteri, Beloniformes, Adrianichthyidae. Gene Ontology annotation, biological process: regulation of transcription by RNA polymerase II. Gene Ontology annotation, cellular component: NSL complex; MLL1 complex.